AUGGUGUGGGAGCACCGGUGGAAAGCCACCGGGAAAUUUCACUGCCCGGGGUUCGACCCCCAGAGACAUAUUUCUCGCAAGUGACUGAAACAUUGAUGAACCUACCUUACGCAACGACCAAUCGUCUUUUCUUUUUUCUUGUAACAUUGGGAUGAGGGGGUUGAGGCGUGGGUGUACAUGCAGCAGCCGUCUGUCUAUUCCGAAUUCCAACCUCUCAGACCAAAAUGCAUAUUGCAUACAGCGAGCCAUCACGUUUUCGGGCAAAAUGGACAGAGUGGGAAGAAAGUCAAACCAUCGCGCCACGCGAGUUCAACAGGCACACACAUGCAUAUAACAGUGGAGAGAGAGAGGCGUGUUUCCAGAACGGUCAACGGCGAUCUUGCUGGAGGGCUUGGAUUUCGGGAGAGAGUUAUCUACACGCCCCCACCCCCCUCUCUCAGACCCUGCUCAUUCCCGUCCGCAUAUACACUCACAUGCUAGAUGUAUGCCCGCCAUGAAUCUCCUCAACUACCUGUGGCUGCCCACCCGGCAGGCUGCUUGUAGGUCGUGGUCCGCAGACUAUGUGGCCUGUCAUCGGAGCUCUGUUCCGUAUGGUUGAAAGAGGGUGGUGGCGAAAACGUUCUUAUACCCCGACAUUUGCUGCAUCUCAAUCUUGGAUCUGACGGUUGAAGUCCUCCUUUCUUUCUUCGUAGAGGACGAAAAGACCACACACACCAACUUCACAUGACGAACCCCAUCUAUUGCUAGUUGAAGUCUCUUCCCUUCGGAUUGUUGCCCUCCAGUAUCCUUAUCCAGUUCUUCAUCUUCAGCCAAUAUCCUACGGACUGUCUGUUGCACACAUCUUCUUUCGACGGCAUAUUUUGGCCAGUCACAAGGUUGAGGCAUAACUAUCAGCGGCAUCAGUAUUCGAGAAGAAAUUGCGAGAGAUAUCGGCACCGAUCGAAAAGAAGCUCCAAAGUUUGGAAGGGCUGCCUCGUCUGGGUACUUGACCCGUGCUCGGCAAGCCACAACCCUACCAGUCCCGUUGUCGCCGUUCGGGGCCGUUUUAUUCCACCGGGCAACUCAUAUUGUGGACGAGAUAGAUUCAAGCUGGAAGCCAUAUCCACGACGAUCACAGCAGUUGGCAAGUGGCUUGUUGCAACACCAACUUCCAGGUUGUUGACUUCUCGAUUAAGGGUGUGGACGUGUGGAACUGGGGAGCCACGUUUGGACGAGAGUUCGAGAUAAGCAGGAGCAAGAUUCGACACACUACACGUUCGACAUCCCACAUUCUUGCAAGUAAAGAGCCUGAUAGAAGGGUUUGCGUCAUCACAUGCUCCCGCAGGUUCUUUCCCAAAGCUGCUCCUUCCCCGUCCAAACAGAACAGCCCACCCAGUCACCUGGAGACGGGAUCGCUCCCAGCUGGAAGUGAAGUGCAAGAGUAACAUCCACCUGCCCUGCCAGCCUCGUCCGUAGCCAUCCUGCGCCUUGAGCCUUGCUCUUUCCUCUUCAGAGUUUUCAUCUCGACCGCCAACUUGGAAAUCAGCAUCUCUUUCGAUUCCGACGGCACUCUCAUCUCCUCCCCCAUCCCCCGCUCCCUCGGCACCGAUACAGCAUCGCUAGGCAGUAGCCAUCACAUUAUCUUGCAUCCGUACCUCACCUCCACCAGCUACUGCUAUCUAGCCCCAUCAACACACCAGUCAGACCCCGAAUCUCUUCCAUUCAUCGCCGAUAGCUUGAUCUAUCCCCUUACUCCAGCACUCGCUUUGCAUUCAACAAUUUGGCCUCUAACAUUCUCCAUCACUGAGUGGCUCGGUUUCUUGUAUUCGCAGCAUCUGUCGAAUCAGCAGUACAAGACAAGAUCAUUUUGGAGUGAUCUCUUGAUUCUUUCCCUCAGAAUUUCAAGACUGUAUUUUCGCAACCAUGUCUCAUUACCGCACCAACAACGGCAUGUCCUCCGAGGCUGGCGGCAACCGUCAGGGUACAUACUCGGCUUACUUGGGGGCCCAAGUUGGGCACAGCCAGCAGGGCUUACCUGGCUCUCAUGUCCAUCACCUUGGUCACAGCUCCGAGGGCAUGGACUCCCUCGCGAGCCAGUUCGGUGCGAUGAGUCUUCCACCCAGCAAUGGCCACGGAGCCUCCAACAUGUCGCAGAUCCAGCAGCAUGGAUAUAUGACCGCCCAGGAGCAACCUGUCGCUUACCAGGGCUACUCGGUUCCUGUUCAUGUAGGAUUAGCCCCCGAGGCUGCCUAUGGCUACAGCGUUUCUGGCCAGUAUCCUGUUCAGGGGAAUUACGCUCCUUUGCCUGUUCCGUACCACGCGAUGCCCUAUACCCCCGGUCGCGUUGCCUCUUAUGCCGAUCGUAGCAGCAGCGAGGUUCCCGCUUUGGAGAACCGCCGCGGCUCAUACUCAACCACCGAGUCGACUCCGGCCACUCCUUUCUUUGGUAGCGCUUCGGAGCGUGGUGCUGGCUCCCGUGUUGCUGUCUUUCGUUCAAGCUACACGACCCCUUCUCCGGAGCAGGUUGUGAUGCCCGGUACCGCUCCCAAGGCCUCCUCGCAGCCCAUUGACGAGGAACUUUUGGAGUUGCUCAAGGUGAAUCCAGCAAUUCCCGAGGCUGUCCCGGCGGUCUUUACCCCGCCCACGCACAUCAAGUCGAUCGAGCAAUGUCUCGAGAACCGCAUUCACGGCAAUCGCAAUGUCUACAUUCGCGGCUUGCACCCCACCACAGACGACGAUUUGCUGCACCGCUAUGCUUCUCGUUUUGGAACCGUUGAGCAGAGCAAGGCCAUUAUUGACACUGCCACUGGCGCUUGCAAAGGUUUUGGAUUUGCCAAGUUCGCCGAUGUCCGCGACUCGGAGAAAUGCAUUCGCGGGUUCUACCAUCUUGGUUAUGAGGUUGGCUUUGCUCGCGAGAGUUUCAAUGCGAGACUGAAGGCCGAGGGCGACGAAGGUUCGACCAAUUUGUACCUCUCCAACUUGCCCAAGCGUCUCAACGAGUCGGAGUUGAACGCCAUUUUCACUGGCUAUCAUGUCGUGUCCAGCAAGAUUCUUCGCGAUAGCAUGGGCAACAGCCGUGGCGUUGGUUUUGCUCGGUUCGAGUCUCGCGAGGAGUGCGAGCAGAUUAUCAAGCAGUACCAUGGUGCCUCCAUUGGAGACGAGGGCAUGUUGAUGCAGGUUCGCUACGCCGACACGCCGGCCCAGAAGGAGCUCAAGCGUAUCACCGCCGAGCGUCGCCAAUUCCGCACGAAUGAGUACAACAUUGGUGCUUAUGGUACUGCAGAUGUUGGCAUUCACCCCAGCAUCUACCAGCAGGCCCCUUGGACCCGCCGCGGUGGUGUGGGAUCUGAUAUUUCUUACGCUCCUCGCGUUCCUGUCCGCACUAGCAUUGGUACUGCUAGUACGAACACGACUCCAGUCAUGUCUCAGGGUCUUGGUCGCACCAACUUGAUGCACAGCAUUCCUUCGGUGACUGCGUCUUCGGAUGAUGGAUCAGCCGACGAGGGCGUGACGGUGGUCGACUCUCCCACCGUCAAGAAGGGCAGCACCCAAUCGUCGCCCACCAUCAAGAAGGAUGCCGCCACCAUCAAGAAGGAUACCGCCACCAUCAAGAACGAGAAGGCGUAG
Podospora pseudocomata is the source of this 3606-nucleotide messenger RNA. RefSeq lists its product as uncharacterized. Lineage: Eukaryota; Fungi; Ascomycota; Sordariomycetes; Sordariales; Podosporaceae. The record is from RefSeq and is a predicted model, not a curated record. The coding region runs from base 1903 to 3606 and encodes 567 amino acids. The transcript has 10 exons. Gene Ontology annotation, cellular component: ribonucleoprotein complex; nucleus; cytosol. Gene Ontology annotation, molecular function: mRNA 3'-UTR binding; poly(A) binding; poly(U) RNA binding.